Anisakis simplex (herring worm) is the source of this 363-nucleotide messenger RNA. The record is from the annotation of a GenBank genome assembly. NCBI's taxonomy places the organism in Eukaryota, Metazoa, Nematoda, Chromadorea, Rhabditida, Anisakidae.
AUGGUAGUUGGAUCGAAGGCGAGAAUUCUUUAUUCCGAUCAAGCGGGUCGAAUUGCAAUCGCAAUUCGAUUCAAUAAUGCCGUGGCUGAUGGCACACUCAAGAGCGGUGUCGUAAUAAGUCGUGAUCAUCAUGACGUUAGCGGUACAGACAGUCCAUUCCGAGAGACGGCGAAUAUAGUCGACGGUUCAGCAUUCACAGCCGAUAUGGCUAUACAGAACGUAAUCGGCGAUUCAUUCCGAGGUGCUACAUGGGUGUCAAUUCACAACGGCGGUGGUACUGGUUGGGGAGAUGCUAUGAAUGGCGGUUUUGGUAUGUUACUCGAUGGAAGCAAGGUUUGUUUUGGUUCUUUUGUUUGGUGUUAA